Cydia strobilella is the source of this 3251-nucleotide messenger RNA. It is a transcript of the gene su(w[a]), whose product is annotated as protein suppressor of white apricot. The transcript is spliced from 16 exons. The record is from RefSeq and is a predicted model, not a curated record. Bases 58 to 2844 code for a protein of 928 amino acids. Lineage: Eukaryota; Metazoa; Arthropoda; Insecta; Lepidoptera; Tortricidae. Gene Ontology annotation, molecular function: RNA binding. Gene Ontology annotation, biological process: RNA processing; mRNA 5'-splice site recognition.
GAGUGAGUUUAAUCAAGCGUUUUCUAAAAUCUAAUCUAAAUGAAAUAAAUUUACAAAAUGUCGAUAAAGUGGACUGGUAGUGUGAGUGAUUCCGGUAUAUUACGGAAAAGUGAAUUCAAGGAGAAGAAAGAAGAGCUUUUCGUGUUCGGCUACUCGUGCAAAUUGUUCAGGGACGAUGAAAAAGCCCUGCACAUUGAUCAAGGCAAACACCUCAUACCGUGGAUGGGGGAUGAAACGUUGAAAAUCGACAGGUAUGAUGCCCGAGGCGCGCUCCAUGAUGUGGCGUCGCUGGAGGCGCCGCCGGGCGGCUUCGACUGGCGGGUUGAGCUCAAUCGGAACGAGCAGGACGUGGAGCAGCUGUGCGAUGAGGAACGCUACCGAGCGCUGCAUACUGAUGAGGAUGAGGAGGAGAUGUAUAAAGAGGAAGAAUUGAAGCGUCUUCACGCAGCCGGCUACGGACAGGUUGGGUUCAACUACGACACUCCAGCAGCAGCCCCAACCCCGACUACACCUGUGGAAGUCGAUGAGCCUUUCGUACCGACCCCAUCAUACAGGGCUCUGUUUGCUCCUGAUAUACUAUUGCCUGACUCCCUCAAGCAAAACACAAUAAUUGAGAAGACAGCAAACUUCAUCGCGUCCCAGGGCGCCCAGAUGGAGAUCCUUAUCAAGGCAAAGCAGGGUGACAACCCGCAGUUCAGGUUUCUGGACAUGGGGGCGCCACUGCGGCCUUACUACCUCGCCCUGGUUGCUCUUGUGAAGGCUGGGAAGUGGCCGGAGAAAGCCCCAGAAGUGGUUGAAGAAAAACAGCCCGAAACUGAUGAAUACCUACAUCCUAGCUUGGCUUCUACUGUCAUUGAAUCUGCACCAUCAAUACCAAGCAUACACUACCGCCCGUCCGCCGACUGCGAUUACACGAUGCUGGUCUCCAAGAUGCGAGGAGAAGCGACCCUGGACGACAUCUACACUCCGGAGCUGGCCCCCGGAGAGGUAGCUCCCCCGGGCACCGAACCCUUGCCUCCGAGAGCCAGGCCUGUGAUAUCCAGGGCCCCGGUCAUGUACACUAGGGAACAUGAGUCGCCCCCUCCCGCUGGGGCGCCGCUCGUGCCCCCCGGCCCCCCGCGGCCGCCCCGCGCGCCCGCCCCGCCCGCCCCGCCCGCCCCGCCCGCGCCCCCCGCGCGGCCCGACGGCGCCCGCUCCACCGGCCUCAGCCUCAUGAAGAACUACAACACUGACUCCGACAGUGACGCUUCGGAUUACGACUCGUCCUCAUCGGACAGCAAAGACAAACUCCUUAUCAUAACUCCGCCCGAGGACGUGCAAGUGGUGAUCGACAAAAUGGCCGCCUACGUCGCGCGGAAUGGCGACGAGUUUGCAGAGAUCGUGCGCGCCAAAAAUGACCCGAGGUUUACGUUUCUGGAACCAGAUCACAUCUACCACGCGUAUUACACGCGGCUGAUGCAGCAGAAGCGAGGAGGGGCGAAUGGGACAGGGAAGGAGGAGCCUAAGAGGACCACAGCACCAGUAUCAUUCUCAAUAAAGAAGCUGAAAGAACCCGACCCGAUACUCCCAAAACCGGCUCUCCCCUACGAGUCCAGUUCCGAUGAGGAGACCGAAAAAACCGAAAAGACCGAAACACCGGAAUCGCCUAAACCACAGAUUCCCGUCAACCAGAUACCGCAGGCGGUGGUGUAUAAGAUGGAGGCGCAGAAGGCCCCGCAGGAGCCCUCAAAGGCGCCCGUUAUGGAGAGGAAGGAAGAUAUUAUUAUGCAGCCGGUUUUGGUGCAACCAGAGAGAAUCAUUCCGAAGCCAGAAAUUCCACAGCCACGAAAAGAGAAAUCCUUAACCCCUGAACAGAAAAUAGAGAAACCAAGAGACAAAGAUAGUCCAGUCAAAAGAGACAAGCGGAAACAUAGCAAAAGAUCCAAAUCGGAGAGUAGGGAGAGAAAGAGAGAUCGGAGUGUGGACAAGGAGAGGAAAAAAGAUAAAGAUAGCGGAAAGAAGAAUGAUGUCGAUGAAAUUAUAUCGUUGGAAGACAAUGAUGAUGUUUUGAUUGAUUUGACUGGAGACUAUUCGGAUACUAAAAUGGAGGUGGAAGGGUCGGCGGGGCGGGAAAAGCAGCUAUCCCGACGCGCGCGCGCCGCCGAGUUCCUGCGCCGCGUCGGCGUCGACCCCGCGCACCCCGCCGCCGCCGCCGCGCUGCCCGCCUCCUCGCUCGCCAGCGCCAUGGUGGACACGCUGGAAUCCCUUCGAAAAAAGAAAGAAGAGGAGGAGGAAAAACGACGCCGUCGUGAGAAGAAACGGCACCGCUCCAAAUAUGAUAACGACGACGACGAAAAGGCGCAUCGGAAGAAGCGCAGAAAAUAUAGAUCUUCUGAAGAAAAUGAUGAAUCAGAUAUAGAUAGUUCUAAAAAGAAGAAGCGUAAAAAGGACAAGAAAACCAAGAACAAGAAGAAGAAAAAGCGAGAAGUAGAGGAUGAGGUAGUCCACGAGCUACCCCCGAACAUCGACUUAUCCAACACUCUGAAAGUACUGCGCACCACUUCCCCGACUAAAGAACUAUGCCAAAAUCUAGAAACACAGACUCAGCGGCAAACAUCUGAUGAAGAACGGCACAGAAGGAAAAAGAACGAAUCUUCCAGCGAAGACGAACGGUAUAGAAGGAAAAAGAAAAUUGACAAAGAAUCUUCUGGUGACGAGGAAAAAGUGUAUAAGAGGAAAGAAGAAAGUGAACAGAAGGAACAUAGAAGGAUAAAGAAGAAGAAGGAAGAUAGGGAGUACAGUGAGGGGGAGUGGUCGAGCGAUAGCGAAGAGGACUCGGCCUCGAGUAUUAGUAAAGACGACUAGGUAUGGUGUUAGUUACAUUUUAGUACUUUUAUUUAACUAAGUAAGUACUUAUAUAAUGUAUGGUAGGCCGGUAGAGGUUGGGUCUUUGAACGUACCAAAAUCCUAACCUUUUUAUUACUUAAACUCGUAACACUUAUCCGUGCCGAAUUAAGCCAGCGCGGGGCCUGUCUGUAGCAAAUUCUAUAAUGGGGCCCAUGGAUUGUUUUAAUUUUGUCAGACGAAGUGAACGAAGUGAAACUUAGGUUUUUUACGGCCACAACAACAGUACGGUAACACUAAUUUCACGGUUUAACUCACGUGUUUUUAGUAACUCGAGCGACAUGUGAGUGAAACCGUAAAAUUAACUUAAUUUUAUUGUGUCACGAUAGUUUCAAUUCGAGUACGGUAACGCAGUGGAUGCUUUUUUC